Diceros bicornis minor is the source of this 1516-nucleotide messenger RNA. RefSeq names its product cytochrome b5 domain-containing protein 1. NCBI's taxonomy places the organism in Eukaryota, Metazoa, Chordata, Mammalia, Perissodactyla, Rhinocerotidae. The transcript has 3 exons. The record is from RefSeq and is a predicted model, not a curated record. The coding region runs from base 408 to 1169 and encodes 253 amino acids.
UUGCUUACGCAUCCUUUAGGAAGCUUGGAAUUUAGCGAGAAUAUCUAUUUUUAUAAUCGUACUCCACCUCGCGGAAUAGUCUUCCCUAAAUACCCCCUGUAGCUCAGGCCACUCUGAAUUAAAGCGGAGUGUGUUCGCUUUCCCCCAGAACUCCAGAGAACGCAACUCAAUUAACUUGAAUGCCGGACGCAGACUACGUUUCCCGUGAGCACGCGAAGCCCACGCUCCUCCUCGCCUACACAGCGUUUAUCUCAGCGGACGGUGGCCGGAACAGAACAAUGGUUUCCAUGUUAGCGGAUAAACGCGCUAGUCUUAGCUCCUGGACCAGAAGGCGGAUGCGGUAAUGCCUGCGUGCUGAGGCGCGAGGAAGCAACUAAGGGAGCCCGGUGACCAAUAGAGCAAGAGCCAUGCCGCGCCGGGGCCUAGUGGCCGGGCCAGACUUUGAGUACUUCCAGCGUCGUUAUUUCACGCCGGCCGAGGUGGCCCGACACAACCGGCCGGAAGACCUGUGGGUGUCUUACCUGGGAUACGUGUAUGACCUAACGCCGUUGGCACAGGAGUACAAGGGUAAGGGCCACGCUUUGUGUGUUUGGGUGCCUGGUUUUUGGGUGGCUAUCAUUGACGGCGGCUGCUCCUUCCCAGGAGACCUGCUGCUGAAACCCAUCGUGGAAGUUGCGGGCCAGGACAUCAGCCAUUGGUUUGAUCCAAAGACCAGAGACAUCCGCAAGCACAUAGAUCCGCUGACCGGUUGCCUGAGAUACCGCACCCCCCGGGGCCGCUUUCUGCACGUCCCGCCUCAGCUGCCCCGUUCCGACUGGGCCAAUGAUUUCGGGAAGCCCUGGUGGCAGGGGUCGCGUUACGAGGUGGGGCGGCUGUCUGCCAAGACCCGGAACAUCCGCAUCAUUAACACGCUCACGUCGCAGGAGCACACACUGGAGGUGGGGACCCUGGAAUCAAUGUGGGAAAUCCUACACCGCUAUCUCCCCUAUAACACACAUGCUGCCAGCUACACAUGGAAAUAUGAAGGCAAGAACCUGAACAUGGAUUAUACCCUGGAAGAGAAUGGGAUCCGGGAUGAGGAGGAAGAAUUUGACUAUCUCAAUAUGGACGGUACACUCUACACACCUGCAAUACUGCUCUACUUCAAUGAUGACCUCACAGAGCUAUAGGAAAGGAGAUGUAUGCUCAUGUAGACUCAAAACAUAUUUUGAGUUUGGCUGUUUCUGUGCCCUGUAGGAAAAGAAGUGGGGAUGUGGGGAUGCUGGGAUCUAGAUCUCCAUUCCACUCUGGGAACUGGCCUGUGGUUAGGGAAGGGGCACUGGAGAGCGGGGAUGGAGAGGAAAUGCUCGUCUGAAGUGUAAAGGUCCUACUCCCCAGGUCCAUUACAAUUUACUCUGACAAAGUUAGGGAGAAUGCUAGAAGUGACUUAAUUUAUUUUUAGGAAUGAUACAAGAAGAUGAAAUAUCUUGGAUUAGGGAGAUGUAGAAGAGGACAGUCAGAUAGAGCUCAGGCAGAA